UCGGGCUCAGUUGGUGUUCCGGUUUCGGGUUGUGCUGUCAGUUGCCUUUUGCCUCCAUGCACAGCGGCUGAGCGAUUGAGCGAUUGAACGAUUGAACGGUUGGACGGUUGAGCGGUUGGACGGUUGAGCCGUUGAGCGGUUGAGAGUUUGCCACCGGAGCCGGAGAGUCCUGUCGCGUUACCCGUGGUCUGUGUCCGCAUCCGUAUCCGUAUCUCCGUGUGCGUCUCUCUUCGGCCGUCGACACGCAUAACACACGCAAUGGAUGUCAGAACUAAGACCGGAUAUCUGCAUAAAUAAAUAUAAAACUUCAUACAUACAAUACCUUAUACUAAGCAAUAUUUAAUUCGGUUGAGUGAAAAUCACAACAAAAUAAAAUACAAAUUACAUUUUAAAGUAAUGAAAUAAAAACCAACCGUGAAAAAUUUUUCAAUCGCUUUACUGAAUAAUCACAAUUACGGGCGAAACGCAUAAAACCAUUACUAAAGCAAUUUUGUAACUAUAACAACCGCAAAACAAAUGGAUUAUGAUAGUUAUUAAUUAAUAAUGUUCAGAGACGCAAAAGUGAACAUUUCAAGCCAGUUGUAAAUAUAAUCACAGUCAUUAACCAUAGAAAAUGCAUACAUACAAAAAAUCGUAAAUCGUAACGACAAAACAAUUUUAAUAUCCAUUCAAACACAAAGUAUAAACAAACAAAAACAGAAAUCCAUUAUUAAAAAAGUGUUCUAUUAUAUAGAAAACUCAUUUGAUGAGUAAUGUUCAAAUUCUCGAUAAGCAACUGAAACGCGCACAAGAUUAAUAUAAAUUUUUAAAAAUAAUACGAUUAAGAUUAAGGUCAAGUCAAAUAAAACCACAGUUCAAUUGGCUGAAGAAUCUAAAGUGGAUUAAUUCGAGAGUUUUCUGAAAAUCUUCGAUUAACUGAAAUUGAAUUAUUCGAUUUAUAUCGAUACGUACAUACUCAUAUUUCAAUAAUCGCAUCUAACUAAAUAAUAAUCAUUAUUGAACUUAAAUUAAUUGCAUUAACUUCAUUACUUAUCAAACAAAAAAUCUGGGAGACAAUUUUGAUAAAAAGUUUGAUAAAUUAUUAUAAUACAACGCAAACUAAAAAUCAAGCAAGUUCAAUACACAAAUAAGUAAACGGAAUAAUUCUACAAAUAAAUAUUCAACACGAUCAGCUCAAUCCUAAUAUGCCAAUUGGAAAAUAUUUUGAUUGCAUAACAAACGGAGAUAGAUAAUAAAGCCGCCACUUUUGAAUACACAAAUAAGGAAGAGGUCAAGUAAAUCAAUAGAAACCAAAUGCUACAAAGCACUGCCAUAUACAACUGCAACGGAUUGCAUUAGGAGAACUAACAAUUGAAUAGCUCAACAUUUAUAGCAAAAGUACUAAAAUAUAGGAUAAUAUAGCAACUACAGAAUAGAAAAAAGCCUAUACUAAAUCGGAGACCACGAACAAAUGAGAGAAAAAGGCAAAAACGGAACAUCAACAACAAAUUAAGAACUUGUAAGAUGGUAGGAUAUCGUAAGGACUACCUUUCUUUCUAGAAGAAAGAAGCGCAAAAAACGAGAAAGGAAGUUGGGGAAUAAACUUUUAUUGUAAGAGAACGCAUAAAAAGAAGAAUAGAAACACGCUCUUCGGGUUGUAAAGAAAAUAAGAAGACAAAAGAAAGACAUAAUAAUGUUGCAAACAAUAAAACAUAUACUUGCCAUAUUGAUAUAAAAGGAGAACGUUAAAAGGCGGUGAAAAUUUCAUAAGAUUAGUAGGUAUUAAGGCCAGCCCACACACAAAAGGGAACUCAGCCCCUUUCCCACAGGAAGGGACAAUGUAAGCUGCAGCAGCUGGAUAAGGCCGAAAAAUCCGAAAAUUAAAUCAUUGUAAUCUAGUAGAGAGCAGACAACAUAUCCGCUGGCAACAACCAACACCGAAAGAGACUAUGAAAAAUGCACAACUGAAACUGACUGAAGUUGACGAUGAUGAGCUGUGGCUGGCAGUAAGAUUAGCGCACUGCAGCAGCAGCAGCAGCAGCAGUAACAGCAACAGCAACAGCAACAGCAACCCGAGCAACAGCAACAACAACCAGCGGCAACACCAGCAACUUACCCAACUGCAACCAAGGAGCUUAAGUACAAAACACCACAGCAACAUUGCAAGCAAACAGCACAAUAGCCAAGAACAGAAGCCAUCGCAAAGAGGGGAAGAUGUAGCCACCCACGUGAGCAGCAAUGACCAGCUAGACAGCAGCAGCAACAUGUUGUCGCCGAAGACAGCAGCGGCAGCAAUUGCUGCCUGCAAUCAAGCAACAACCCAACAACCAACAAACAUAAGACUGUGUGCACGCAAGCGACAAAGAUUGCGUCGCCGACGAAAAAGAAAACCAGCAACCCCAUGCGAAUCAGAGGCAUUUGCAUUAGCAUCAGCAACAACAGCAACAUUAGUAGCAGCAACCACUAGCAAUAGCAACAGCAACAGCACAAGCAACAGCAACAGCAACAGCAACAGCAACAGCAAUCUGCAUCCAACGGCCACCUACAUGCAAUGUCGCACCAGCGACAAGGAAAUCAGCACUCGAAGAUCGAAUCCUGAACUUUCAUCGGCAACAUUCGCGUGGCUGUUGCAGAUGUUGCUGGUGUCGCUGCAACAGUGGCACCUUCACGUGCAACAGCCGGCGGCUCGGCUGCUCAGAGCGAUUGCGAUCAGCACCACCGCCUUCAUUUCCUACUUAGGCAGCUUUGCGGCGCAGCUGAGGAGCGGAAGCGGCAUUCACGGCAGCAAUCCCAGCCAACAAAGCAGCAACAGCAACAGCAGCAGCAGCGGCACGCAAAUAAUCAACGGACUUAAUAAACACUCAUGGAUAUUUUUACUGAUAUAUUUGAAUUUAUCUGCUAAAGUUUGCCUAGCAGGAUAUCAUGAAAAGAGACUGUUACAUGAUCUUUUGGAUCCUUAUAAUUCACUAGAACGUCCCGUUCUCAAUGAAUCGGACCCGUUACAAUUAAGCUUUGGUUUAACUUUAAUGCAAAUUAUCGAUGUGGACGAGAAAAAUCAAUUGCUAGUCACGAAUGUGUGGUUGAAGCUUGAGUGGAACGACAUGAAUCUGCGCUGGAACACCUCCGACUACGGCGGCGUGAAGGACCUGCGAAUACCGCCGCAUCGCAUCUGGAAGCCGGACGUGCUGAUGUACAACAGUGCGGAUGAGGGAUUCGACGGCACCUACCAGACGAACGUCGUGGUGCGGAACAACGGAUCCUGUCUGUACGUUCCGCCGGGCAUCUUCAAGUCGACGUGCAAGAUCGACAUCACGUGGUUCCCGUUCGACGAUCAGCGGUGCGAGAUGAAGUUCGGCAGUUGGACCUACGACGGAUUCCAGCUGGAUUUACAAUUACAAGAUGAAACUGGCGGUGAUAUCAGCAGUUACGUGCUCAACGGCGAGUGGGAACUACUGGGUGUGCCUGGCAAGCGUAACGAGAUCUAUUACAACUGCUGCCCGGAACCCUAUAUAGAUAUCACCUUCUCCAUCAUCAUCCGCCGAAGGACGCUGUACUAUUUCUUCAACCUGAUCAUACCCUGUGUCCUGAUUGCCUCGAUGGCCCUGCUCGGAUUCACCCUGCCGCCGGAUUCGGGUGAAAAGCUAUCACUGGGUGUUACCAUCUUGCUCUCGCUGACCGUGUUUCUCAAUAUGGUGGCCGAAACAAUGCCGGCCACUUCCGAUGCGGUUCCACUAUUGGGUACAUAUUUCAAUUGCAUAAUGUUUAUGGUAGCUUCAUCCGUUGUGUCAACGAUUUUAAUAUUAAAUUAUCAUCAUCGAAAUGCUGAUACGCACGAAAUGUCCGAAUGGAUUCGCAUCGUAUUUCUGUGCUGGCUGCCGUGGAUCCUGCGAAUGAGUCGUCCUGGCCGACCGCUGAUCCUGGAGUUCCCGACCACGCCCUGUUCGGACACCUCCUCCGAGCGGAAGCAUCAGAUUCUCUCCGAUGUUGAGCUGAAAGAGCGCUCGUCGAAAUCACUUCUGGCCAACGUACUAGACAUCGACGAUGACUUCCGGCACAAUUGUCGCCCCAUGACGCCCGGCGGAACACUGCCACACAACCCGGCCUUCUAUCGCACGGUUUAUGGACAAGGCGACGAUGGCAGCAUUGGGCCAAUUGGCAGCACCCGAAUGCCGGAUGCGGUCACCCAUCACACGUGCAUCAAAUCAUCAACAGAAUAUGAAUUAGGUUUAAUCUUGAAGGAAAUUCGCUUUAUAACUGAUCAGCUACGUAAAGAUGACGAGUGCAAUGACAUUGCCAAUGAUUGGAAAUUUGCAGCUAUGGUCGUUGACAGACUGUGCCUUAUCAUAUUCACAAUGUUCACAAUAUUAGCCACAAUAGCUGUACUACUAUCAGCACCACAUAUUAUUGUCUCGUAGCCAUAUGGGCGAGGUGGUUAUUGUUAUUGGUUUUAUUAUAAAAUCAAUUUGUUAAUUAUUAAAUUAAUAACGAAACUUUUUAAGUAAAUUAAAACUAAAAAACAAUUUAAAAAGCACAAA
This is a messenger RNA of Drosophila ficusphila, 4514 nucleotides long. RefSeq names its product neuronal acetylcholine receptor subunit alpha-7 (gene nAChRalpha5). Lineage: Eukaryota; Metazoa; Arthropoda; Insecta; Diptera; Drosophilidae. The record is from RefSeq and is a predicted model, not a curated record. Gene Ontology annotation, cellular component: neuron projection; postsynaptic membrane; synapse. Gene Ontology annotation, biological process: nervous system process; regulation of membrane potential; chemical synaptic transmission. Gene Ontology annotation, molecular function: acetylcholine-gated monoatomic cation-selective channel activity; transmembrane signaling receptor activity.